AUGCGUAAGCGUGAGAGGGAGAGCAGUGGGAGCAGCAAAAGCUCCUCAGAUUCGCUUUUCUCUUCCUCCAGCGAUUAUAGGAAUGACACACGGGGAAAGCGGAAACACACACGUUAUAAAAAUAAGGAUAGUGAAAGCAACAACGAUAAGCCGAAGCCGGCCGCUGCCACAUGGGAAAAACUCGCGGAGCGCAAAGCUCUGCUUGAGACGCGGGACAAGGAGAUAUCGUUGCUGGAGCAACGCCGUGGGGCCAGGAAUAGCAAUGACUCCUACGAUGAUGACGACGAUGAUGAUGAAAAUGCCUGGCAGCAUCACACGGGCAACAGUGGGGAACUAAAAGGCAAUCAUCAUAAAAAUAGUAUUCUGAAUAGUACCCUUCGUGUGGAUGAAAAUUUUGUGCUGAGCGAUGAGGACUCCGGCGAUGAUCCCUUUGGAGCUGCCGCGUCCACACCAAGCGAAGGUGAGGCUGAUACGGGCGAAAAGGAUGGCGACAUCGAGGACUUUCGGGAGAGGCUACUUGCCCACGUUCAACUCACCUGCGCUGCAAAGCGUGUUGGUACUGUAGACUCAACCGUCGCCGGUGUAACACCCGCGCAUGCGCUGCAGCAUCUUAAGGAGGAGUUGCUGAAGCCCGUCAUGUCAACUGCGCUCACGGUUGUGAGUGCAACAGAUGAGUCGCACGAUCUUAUGGCAGAAAUUGUGUCGGCCAAACUACCGCCUCCUCCCCCUGAGGAUGUGAAACGGCUGCGUAAGUUGCAAUAUGUAGACCACAGCACCAUACAAUAUCCGCAUAUUCGAAAGGAGUUUUACGUUGCCCCUCCAGACGUCAAGGACCUCGAUGCGGAUGAGUUAAAGCGGCUCAUAGCGGAGCUGGAUGGAGCAAAAUUGCGUGGACGUGAUCCACCUCGACCCAUGCGUACUUGGAAUGGUUCAGGUCUACCAGAUUCAGUUCUUGAUUUGCUAGCGCGUGAAGGGUUUGAACAACCAUUUGCCGUGCAGUCUCUUGGUUCUCCGGCGUUGAUGAGCGGUCGCGACCUCCUCAUUACAGCCAAAACAGGUUCUGGAAAGACACUCGCCUAUCUCCUGCCGCUUAUUCGUCAUUGUGUUGGGCAAGAACCAUGUGGAAAGGGUGAAGGGCCUAUUGGCCUUAUUUUUGUUCCCACACGUGAACUGGCUGCGCAAAUUGCCCAACUGGCAGAAAAGCUGUGUGUGGCAGCCAAGCUGAGAUUUGUUUCCUCGUACGGCCUAACACCGCUUGCAGACAACAUCAGACACUGCAGAGCAGGAUGUGAAGUCAUGGUGUGCACCCCAGGUCGACUUUUGGAUCUUCUCACCGUGAAUGGUGGAGCCGUCAUUUCGUUGCGGCGCACAUCUUUUGUCGUGAUUGAUGAGGCAGACCGCAUGUUUGACAGUGGCUUCAUGGAACACGUGGAGGCCUUUUUAAAAAAUAUUCGUCCUGACAGACAAUUGGCGCUCAUUAGUGCAACCAUGCCAAAAGAACUGAAGAAAGUCAUCAUACGUCAUAUGCAAGAUCCUGUGGAGGUUACAGUGGGGGGCAAACCUACUCCCGCCUCGAAUGUCGAGCAGCGCUUUUUCUUUUUUGAUGAAGAAGUGUAUGAAGUGGAGGAGGCGAAUCGCACAGAAGAUAAAAAGUUUUUAAAACUGCUGCAAAUUCUCAGUGAUGAGGGUGGUACUGGACAGCAUCUCAUUAUCAUAUUUGCCCAACGCAAGGAAGAGUGUGACGAACUCUUUGCGCGUCUUUCUGCCUGUGGUUACCAGAAGCGUAUUGCCGUUUUGUAUAGUGGCAUGGACCCAUUAGAUCGUGAGUUUGCCUUGGAGCAUUUUGCUCCUGGCAAUCAGUUUAUUCUUAUUGCAACAGGUGUUGCGGAGCGGGGUCUUGACAUCCCGUAUCUGGAGUUGGUCAUUAACUACACACUUCCAGAUCACUACGAGGCUUACGUGCAUCGCAUAGGUCGCACCGGUCGCGCUGGUAAAAAAGGCAAGGCGGUAAGCUUUUUUAUGCGUGGGAAGGAUGACGACUUAUCCGUGGAACUCUGUGAGGGCCUUGAACGUGCACAGCAGCAGGUACCAGAGGAACUAUAUGAGCGGGCUGCAAAGUUACGAGAGAAACGUAAGGAGGGCAUUGUACGGCACAACACGGGGUUUUACAGGGGUUACAUGAAGGCAAAGAAGCUACGCUUUACAGACCGCGGUCAAGAAGAACAAUUUAAGGCGGCAGCGCGGGCAGCAGGGCUUGAAGAGUAUUUAUCCGCCAGCUCCUGCACGGACUCGGAUUUGUCUGACGGUGAUGAGGAUGGGAAGGAGGACGGUAUUGAAAUUGUUGCAGUGCAGGAAGAUGGAACCCGAGGUGGUGGCGGUCGCAAUGAGGAGGAUUCUACAGCCCUCAUGUUGUACAGGGACACUAGCGCCCUUACACUUUCCUCGCAGCAACAACAAGAACAACAGGAACGUCUCGCAUCUGCACUUGCGUACGCGCGGAAGACGACUGACUCCAUUGUUGAUCCUUCCAGUACAUGUGCUCGUUUUGAGGCCGAGUAUCCCAUCAACGAUCUUCCCGAGCGCAUUCGGUUGCGGAUGCAGAGCGCGAAUUUGUUGCGUUCUGUGCAGGAGGAAACGGGAACUACAAUAAUCCGAAAGGGUGUCUUUUUUGACCGAAAGUACAAACACUCCCACCGCCUGCGUGAGGGCGUGCGGCCGCUGUACCUGCUACUUAUUGGAAAGACCGUGGAGGCUGUGCGUGCAGCGGUCAAGAAGCUGAACGAAAUCAAGGAAGAGGCGCAGAGCCGAAUUCAGAAUAAAGUGUCGGCUCUUGGGGCCGAACUGUAA
Trypanosoma cruzi is the source of this 2847-nucleotide messenger RNA. RefSeq names its product ATP-dependent DEAD/H RNA helicase, putative. NCBI's taxonomy places the organism in Eukaryota, Euglenozoa, Kinetoplastea, Trypanosomatida, Trypanosomatidae. The transcript has a single exon. Gene Ontology annotation, molecular function: ATP binding; nucleic acid binding; RNA helicase activity. Bases 1 to 2847 code for a protein of 948 amino acids. The record is from RefSeq and is a predicted model, not a curated record.